Messenger RNA from Seminavis robusta, 2767 nucleotides. Lineage: Eukaryota; Bacillariophyta; Bacillariophyceae; Naviculales; Naviculaceae. The record is from the annotation of a GenBank genome assembly.
CUUCGACAGGCUGAGCAUUGACGACCCCUCGCAGGGUUCCUUAUGUCCAUGUGUGGACAGCGGGUAGCUUCCCCGGGCCGUCUCUCUAAAUCCCUUCUGGAGCCACGGGUCAUCAUUAUUGAUGAGACAGUGUGCGUACAGAGAAGAUGCUGGCUAGGGACUGGACUCAUGGACCCAAUACCACACAACCACGCAGCCUUUGACCUCGGCAGUCUAUCUGCCGAGCCCUCAACCCCCUUUUUACCCUCCGGAUCAACACAUCACAUCUUCAUGAUGUAUGGAUGUAUUUGCUCUGAUUGACCCCUUGUCUCUUCCAUUCUUCCUCUUCUUGCUUGUCUCAUCUUCAUGUACUAUACAUCAUGCCAACGGCAGCAAUGCCAUGAACUACUGGUUGGAAGGAUUUGUGAUCUCACGGAGCGACUGCUGACUCAACUCAACUCGACUCGACUCCACCUCUAUCAUCUGUGCUGUUCUGCCCCCGAUCCCACGGAACCUAGAGUCCUGGAUUUCAGUCUUUUCCCAAGCCUGGUCCCCGCCUUCCGUAGAUAACUACCGUACCUACUUUACUAGUCUAGCUAGCUAGCUAGCUUGUGGCCAGACCUCCCUACCGUACUGUGGACAAUCUACUAGUAGCCACUAACCGCGGGAAAGUGUUGACACACUCGAGUGUCGUGUUAUAUCUUAACACUGAGUUACGCACAUCUAUCCACGACCGACUUUGCCGAUCGAGAGCGAUCCGAAGGCUUCUAAGAUGCUCGAGAUUCCCAAAAGAUAUCACUUCUGUCGUGGGUAGCUGCGGUAAAGUAUAUUUUUCAUUCUGCUUCCAAUAUUCAAUUGAAUUGAACCCUUAACGCCAUAUUUACCUCAGCUACGGUGACCGAUGGAACGUGAAUAAAAUCUGAUCGAACUGGCACGGUAGAUCUAGACCCAAAGAUACAGUCAAAUUUUGCUUCACAAAACAAAGGCAGGCUAUCAAUCUCUCUCGAGUCUGUCACUUGUUGUUCUCACCUUGCACUAGUAGUUGCUUCGGCUGGAAUCAAUUUGAAGUUCACCAUGGCCUGCAAGCUUUUCCUCUCUGCUGCAUUAUUGCUCUUGUUGUCUGCGCUGGUGGGCGCAUCCCGUUCAACUGGGGAAGCUACCGGUGGCCCCCGCCUCCGUGGUUCAACCAAGACGGCCGGUGGCUCGUUUGCCCCCCAAAGGACCAAUUUUUUGUACCAUCCAGGAGCCAUUCAUCAGCGUCUUGCUGUUGGUGGAUUCCAUAAGCAGCAGCAUGGAGAUGGCGCUGGAAACUGGAUGGACUCGCCUUGGCGCCGGUCGUCGCCGGUUGUUCGUAUCCCUGGUGACGAGAGUGAUGAAGGAGACUUUUCGAUUGGGAUGUCUAUGACACGUCUCUCCCCUGAUGGCCAGACAAUGGUCAGUGGGCACUGGCUCUCUCGUGUUGCGGUAGUUGGGACCAAAUCGCAAGCGGAGCAAGUCAAGGCCUUCCAGUUACACACUUUCACUUACAUGGAUAAGUUAUCUCGUUGGAUUCCACAGGGUCACUUCACUGUGUCCGGAGAUUCGGCGACUUGCCCGGAAUGCUUCGACUUCAUUUUUUCGAUGGAGAUGGCAAGUCGCUCAAAAGUGAUCCUGCAACAAGGCAUUGGCCUGGACCGUGGUGAAGUUCUGCUGAGUAAGGUCCAAGUGUACUCCAAUGAGUAUGUAUCCCGUGAUGUCAGUCCUUGGUUGGCCGUGGGACCGCCUAUUGUUCCUGUAGAUAACAGCAGCUUCAUCAGGAGUGUGAGUAUAGCCGACGAAGCCACAUUCGUAGCGGAGGGUGUUGUGGUUUCGGUGGGGCUGUUGCCAAAGGACAAUGUGUCUCCUGGGUCAGUUCAGAUCUGGACACCCGAGACGGAGUAUCACGAAGAAGACCAGUUCUUGCCAAAGUUGAAGUGGGUCACGGUUGGCAGUGCAAUCCAAGGCAAUAAUGCGUUGUUUGGUUUUGAUAUCAAGCUAAGCCGAAAUGGCUCUAUUGUGGCGAUUGUGGGAUCGAAAGACGCGCCAAACAGUGACGAUCCGCGUAACUUGUCUUGCUUCAUUCGAGUCUACAAGUAUUCUGAAGACGAUUCGGAAUGGAUGCAAAUGGGUCAAGAUUUGAUUCAGGAGAAGGACAAGUUCAUGUUCUUUUGCCCUAAAAUCAGUCUCGCCGGUGAUGGGCUCACGGUCAUGUCGGGGUACCGCGCCUACGAGAAGGGUUGUGAUCUCCAACCUGAACCCAACGGCCAUGUCAGGGUCUGGUCCUGGGAUGCCUCGUCUGAGAAUUGGAAUCAAAAAGGUCUUGACCUGGACGGCCUGUUUCCCACACCUGACAGCCCUCAGGACUUUGUUUUUGGCUUUGAUCACCGGUUGUCUUCAGACGGAAACCGCGUCGCCAUUUCAGGAUACGAGAGUGUCCCGUUGUCUCGGGCCAGCGACAAGGCGAACGUCUACUACAUUGUCACCUUUGACUGGCGUGAUGGCAACUGGACGCAGGUGCCAGGAACUGUCGACUCGGGCGUGUUUGCGUCGUUUGCCAUGGAUGAUGCAGGUACAACGCUUGCAGUUGGCAAUGUCCUUUCAGAAAGCCGCACAAGUGGAGUUAUUCAAUCUUACAAGUACAGGUCUUGGGACGAUGCAGUUUCCACAUGAAUGGAGCUCAGCACUAGUUUGGAAAUUUGCGUAAAAUCGUACUGCUUUGUGGAUGACCAAUAAAUCUGUAAUGUAUGUAGUGAUUGAGUUACACCCAAUC